Messenger RNA from Tricharina praecox, 1158 nucleotides. RefSeq lists its product as uncharacterized. NCBI's taxonomy places the organism in Eukaryota, Fungi, Ascomycota, Pezizomycetes, Pezizales, Pyronemataceae. The transcript has a single exon. The coding region runs from base 134 to 838 and encodes 234 amino acids. The record is from RefSeq and is a predicted model, not a curated record.
UUUACUUCCAUUGCUCUCUCGGUAGCUGGCUUUUUUUUCGCCACCCGCAAGGCAAAUCGUCUACUCAGCUGUCUUGCGCCCCGGCCUUUCUAUUUCUUAGGGCACUGAGAAACCGGGCUCCGCUUCGACUAUCAUGGAGUUAUCGACUAACUUCCCCCUUCAUAUAGGAGAAUGGUGUGCGAGUGAUACCGUGCAGCCGCUGAUCGGUGUCUUAGAUGUCAAAUGGAAGGGAGAGGAAUCUUUUCUCGACGAGAUGGAUCUUUCGGAUUCGAUGGCGACUACGGUUGCAUGGGGGGUGGGGGGAAGGAGCUACAUACGCAAUAGCUGUCCGGAUGGGCGGAUGGCGAGCGGGCGAAAAGUCCGCGUUUUCCCUUCGACAGCCAAAGACCUCAGAGACAUAGGGAGCAAGGAAGGGAAUCGGCAUCGGUUCGCACGGCUCCGAAGGGAGCUCAUUUCGGAGUGGGCGUCUGCAUGUCGAAAUGCUGUCCAGUGUACUCUACAUUGGGUAUUCCUUCUUGCUGGUUCCCCACGCCGAGAGAUGGCACGGUGCUACAGCACUGCAACUGGGCGUUUACACUCAUGUCGGGCAGAAUGGAUGUUGCCUUGGGCGAGGCCCGUUGGGGGACCGAUCUACGAGAAUACAUGUGCUCGGUUGACCAAUGGAUCGCCAGAGAUUGUGGAGACAGGGAAGGCAACACCGUCUGUUGAGCAGCAAACUACUCCGGAAUCAACCUUAUUAGCCAUGAGGUGCCAGACAUCUCGCCAGCCAGCCAGCCAACCAGCCAGCCAACUAGUAUGCAGAGGUUACAAUUACUGUUUGCUGGUCUGGCCGAGGUGAUGAGGCUGCGAGAGUGGUGUGGGGGCAGUAUUGUAUGCUGCAGAUGAAACCACUCGUAAGUGGACUUCUCAAAGGUUGUCCAGGGACAUGGUCAUGACCAUGACCGACCAUCUUGUCUUGUCCAUCCAGGCAGCUCUCCCGACUCUUCAUCAUGUCGGUAGAUUUCGAGGUGUCUGGGAGCAGCGCAAUGACGGACAGUCCGACCAUGGGAUGAUUGCUGUUCCAGUCGGUUGAGGUUGUUUCGACCCUUUCCGGAUCCAGAAAUCCGACAGAAAGAAGAAAUGUCUCUCUCUCCCUCCCUCCCUCUCGUUCUUCCUGCG